ACAAGCCAUGACCUGACGGUCUGAGACGUAGCAAGCCCUCAGUGUAUUUGUCUGCCAGCGUUCUGUCAGAAAUAAUAAGCUUAUGUCGGAUAAGGUUGACGCAACCUUCAUCUGCAUGCCAGGAUGAGCCGUACGUUAGAGCCAACGUUAUACUCUUUGCUGCCCAGCCACUCAACUGCGCUCCCGCAGCCUCUGCUAGACCUUGCGUCGUCUCUACUUACCCAAUCGCGUCACAAUGCUGGAGCCCUGAAGGUCGACGAAGAAGUCGCCCGUUCCUACGCAUGCGCUCACCUCGCCUGUGAACGCCUCAAGAUCUCGCUCAACCUACCGCCCAUACAAGUGAGGCCGCCGAUCCCCCCGCGAUUAUACAAGCGAUUGUAUGCUCACCUCGACAAUGUCCUGCCCUCGGCAUCCCUCGGCAAGCCCAGCCGCGUAAGAACGCCAACGUCGAAGGCGAGAGAGUCGGGUCUAUUCGGUAGCGCCCAGCGGACGCCCUCUCGACCAACACCCACCAAGGAUGCCUCCUUAGCCGGCUUCCGGUCUCCUGUGAAGGCGGAUGGCACACCUACCAAGUCUGCGUCGAAACCACCACCCGUCCGUGCAAAGGCAAAAAGGAAAGCCGGCGGCAUCGACAGUACAUUACCCGCAUGGAUACGCCCAACCCUCCAGCUUUUGUGCAAGGAACUAGACCAAGAAAUUAUUGGACGAACUGUCCUCGCUGGAAUUCAAACUAUUGUUGCUCCACAUGGCAGACGAACCAAAGAUCAAUGGGUCAACGACCAUUUAACGCCCUUGUUAGCCGCCGUAUACUGCCUCGUAGCAGGGCAGCUUCAUGUCAUAAGACAAGGCCAAGACCUGGACGACAAGCAAUACUCAAAAAUAAGGAAGUCCAUCCUCGAUGUUUUGGGACACGCACAAGACAAGGUCUCCGUCCCAACUAUGGAUGAGGAUGAACUUUGGAUCGGGUGGUCUGAUGUGACAUCGAGAGACAUAGAUAAAGUCAUGGCCGAGAUUAUUAAAAGGGGCUGGCAAAAUGAUGAAUGGUUUGACGGUUUCGACGAAAUGGUGAAGAGAUCCGAACCAAGCGCAGACAAACCUGGCGAUGAUGAAGACAUGGAGGAGGAGGAAGAUACCAGAAUCAGCGAGAGACUUCAUGUCCAGAGGCCCGACACGAUGCUCCAGAGUAGGUGGGACAUGACAGACAAGAAACGACAAGAGCUUCGUGAAUGGAAGGAUGGCAUGUUGAAACGAAUCGAGGAAAUAGAGCGAUUGCAGGCGGCAGACAUGGAUAUUGAUUCUACGGCGUGAACUGCCAUGCCACAUUCUGGCGCAGAGCCUCGUCGCUCAUAUAGUAGUACCCUUGGCAGAUUUCAUGGUCAGGUGGCAGUUAGUGCAGUGCACUGCUUCAAACAAUCAUCUGUGAUACACUAGGACUGAAUGAAAAUCAACCGAAGGUAUAUCCUAGAAAUGGUGAUAUACCCUGCGGACGACGGGCCCCUUAUAUGCGGAUACCACUUUCGCAGGGACUUCUCUUCACAGCGGAAUAGACAUAUUGUGACUGAUAGUCUAUAUCCGGGUAAGUGGUGGAGUCGUCAACCGAGAGGUAUGUGAGCAGAUUAUUUCACCGGCGGUGAGCUAUGGU
Xylaria bambusicola is the source of this 1642-nucleotide messenger RNA. RefSeq lists its product as uncharacterized. The transcript has a single exon. Gene Ontology annotation, cellular component: nuclear origin of replication recognition complex. Gene Ontology annotation, molecular function: DNA binding. Gene Ontology annotation, biological process: DNA replication. The record is from RefSeq and is a predicted model, not a curated record. Lineage: Eukaryota; Fungi; Ascomycota; Sordariomycetes; Xylariales; Xylariaceae. The coding region runs from base 124 to 1308 and encodes 394 amino acids.